GGGGUUUGCUUCCGGUUAGCACCGGAAGUGAAGCCUGAGGGGGGAACUUGAGGGCGCAGCGGCGAGGUCUUCCCUGUUGUUGCUGUCAAAACCUCCUGACGUUCCUGGGUCUCCCGGCUCCCUCCUCGCUUGUGGCCCGAUGCAUCCGCGGCGCCCCGAGGGCUUCGACGGCCUGGGCUACCGGGGCGGCCGAGAGGAGCCGGGGGGCUUCGUGGCCAAGCCGGACCUCGGCCACUGGGUCAGCACCCCGCCUGACAUCCCCGGCAGCCGCAACCUCCACUGGGGGGAGAAGACCCCGCAGUUCGCCGCAGGGACCCCGCUGGGGGCGGCCGGCUUCAACGAGGACUCUUACGCGGGGAGCGUGGCCGCCGGCUCCGGUGCGUAUAACGAGGGGUGGGGGGGAGAGGCACGCGCCGGUUAGACGGGGCCUGGGCCCCAAAACCAAGGGGGCCAGGAGAGCCCAGCAUCUUCCGUGGGUCGCAUAUAUUCUUGCUUCCCACGCUGGAUGUCCCCCCUUCCCCCCCAAAAAAUCGCCUUUUCUGCUUGCAAAAGGCCACGGUUGCAAAGGCCAACGUGCAGAUUCUUUCGCUCCUAUACGUUUUUGUUCGCCUGUAGUACAGGCGAAUUCCCUUCUUUCUGGCAAAUUUUGGGCCCGCAACAGUUUGGUGCUCUGCAUUCUUUGGAGUGCGGACUGUUCCGAGGGUGCUGGAUUGCAAGUGAAGCUCUUCCUAGCGCGAUGAGCCAGAGGCAUGCUUAGUACUGUAGGCUUUUUCAUUUUCUUCCUCCUUACGGUUGGUUCAUACUGUAUUUCGAUUUGGAGUUUUUAAAGCAAUCAGUGUGAGUCCCAGAACAAGUGUUCUCCUAACCUGUUGUUCACUAAGAGCUCAGGAUGUUGUACAAUCCUUCCCUUUACCCAGUUUUUGCAAGCCAGUCUCUCUAGAACCAGUUUUUUCUUUUCUUAAGUGGUACGUGUUCCUUUUACUCUCUAGAAAAAAUAGUGCCUGUGAGGAAAACAUUAGCAAGCUAUAACAAUAUAUUCUCCACCCCACUCAAAUUCUGCUCAGAAAAGCAGCUAGUCCACUCACUUACCUAUACUUUUCCUCUGGGUGAUACAGGAGUGGGGGUUGAGCCCACCUGUGGUUUGUCUCCUGUAGGCCCAAUAUUUCUUGCCACACAGGCUAGAGAGAGAAUGACAAUAAGCGAGAUGUGGAGGUAGAUGCUCUGAAGUCUUUGCAUAAUCACUCAUCCCACACCUCUCAGUGGUGCAACCACAAAGAACUAGGCAAGUGGUAGUUGUAAGAAGAGGCUGUUACUUCUUACUGCUUUUUGACACCUUUCUGUUUGGGAAGCUGGGUAAAGGUACUGUGGUUUUGGCAGCUGUCCAGCAGUGUUGACCCUAUGAUGCUAGGUCUAUUUAUAUCUCUAUUUACUGUAUUUUUUGCUCUAUAAGACUCACUUUUUCCCUCCUAAAAAGUAAGGGGAAAUGUGUGUGCGUUUUAUGGAGCGAAUGCAGGCUGCGCAGCUAUCCCAGAAGCCAGAACAGCAAGAGGAAGUGCUGCUUUCACUGCGCAGCGAUCCCUCUUGCUGUUCUGGCUUCUGAGAUUCAGAAUAUUUUUUUUCUUGUUUUCCUCCUCCAAAAGCUAGGUGCGUCUUGUGGUCUGGUGCGUCUUAUAGAGCGAAAAAUACGGUAUGUCUCCAACCAGGAAAUGUUGGCCCAAGGUCACCAAACAAGGAUCAUGGCUCAGUGAGAGUGUAAUUAAGCAAAUGUAUGUCCCAAAUUUGUCAUAGACUAGAACAAAUUAUAGGGACGUGGGUGGCGCUAUGGUCUAAAACACUGAGCCUAGGGCUUGCCCAUUGGAAGGUCAGCAGUUCGUAUCCCGUAACGGGGUGAGCUCCCAUUGCUCGGUCCCUGCUCCUGCCAACCUAGCAGUUCAAAAGCACGUCAGAGUGCAAGUAGAUAAAUAGGUACUGCUCCGGUGGGAAGGUAAAUGGCGUUUCUGUGCGCUGCUCUGGUCUCACCAGAAGCGGCUUAGUCAUGCUGGCCACAUGACCCGGAAAAACUGUCUGCAGACAAAUGUCGGCUCCCUCAGCCAGUAAAGCAAGAUAAGCACCGCAACUCCAGAGUCAUUCGCGAUUGGACUUAACUGUCAGCGGUCCUUUACCUUUUUAGAACAAAUUAUAUUAGCUUACUUGAGAAAUUUAAGGCAAUCAGUUAUUCAUUUAUUAUAUUUUGUAAAUAUCUGUGUGUGUAUUUGUGCCUUUACCAGGCUAAUGCAAAUUUUGGAUAGGGUCCUUCUCCCUGUGUUUUGUUAUGUAGCUGAUUAAAACUAACAGUUGUUUGUGUUGUCUUUCUGUCUUUCAGAACAGUUGAAUAGAUUUGCAGGCUUUGGGAUUGGCUUGGCAAGGUAAUAUCACAAUCAUGUAAUUCAUAACAUUUUUAAUAUACACAAAACUACUUUUUCCAAAUCCAUAUCUCUGUAUGUGUGUUAAGGUGGCACAUGCAACUGAAUGCUUUAAUAUUUUCAUUCAGCGUAAGCAGAGUUUUCUACCACCUUUCAAAAAUGUAUUCAUUACAAUAUUUAUAUACUUUCCAAAGUGGUUUACAAGCAAGUAACAAAUACUGUAAUACAAAGGCAAUAUCAGUAACAUCCAGUUAUCAAACUCAGUAGCCAUCGAAAGAGUUCAGCCAAAAGGAACUUUUUAAAAAAGGUGUUGCAGCUCUUACAAGAAGAAAGGUAUGGGGUAGUUGUCCUAACCUGUACUGAAAGUUCCAUAACUUGGAAGUACAACAUCUCUAUUCUGAGCUAUCACUAUUUACACUUCUUAUAAAGGAAGCAAAGCCUUACAACUUGUUCAUGUCAGACAAGUGGGCUUAUAUAGGAGGUGGGGAGAGUAAUUAUCAUAUGAGGGUUUCAGUAAGGCUUUAUAAAUGAAAGCCAGUGCAUUGAAAUGAGUACAGAAGCAAAUUUGACAGCUGUAUAAAGCACAAGGACAGAAAGUUGCAAUGUUAUAUAACUCUAUUUCUUUGGCGGUAUAGCUCUAAAUAGAGCCAGAAUUUUCUGUACAAACAAGAACAGUAUCAUUCAUUUGAAACGCAGUUACAAAUGACCCAGUAUAUUGGUCCAAUAGAACUGUGACACAGAAUCCUUUCAUUGUAUGGGGAUUUUUGGUUAUUUGGUGAAUAAAACUCGGGAGAAUUCCCUCUUUGGCAAAGCUUGGCAAACCAAGCACUCUGAGGUGGGCCUUUCCAGUUGCCCACUAUCAUUGUGGCUGUUUAAACUGCUGCCCCUGAAGAUUCUACUAUUACCUUAAGGGAGAGUAGCUCCUCCCCCUUAAAGUGUGCUGCCUAGCAACCAGCAUCAGGUAACACAAGAUGUUUUGAUCCCUACUGGUCAAGGCAUUCCGCAGGUCUUGGUUCUUCUCAGGGGCAGGGGUGACUGAUGAAGCUUCGGCAACGGAUCCUAAUGUAAAAUGUCUGCUCUCCAGGCCUUAAAUGUUUCCUGCCAAUUUGUUUGUUUCCUCUUUAUAACUUAUUGCAUAACUGCUGCAGGCUGCAUGGGAAAUGAAUGUGUCACGUCAUCAGAAUCUUCUCUAGGUCCAAGCUCAAGCCACGUGUAUCUGUCAGAUUUGGGUUUUGCGUAGUAAAUAUUGGGGAUGCGGGUGGCCCUGUGGGUUAAACCACAGAGCCUAGGACUUGCCGAUCAGAAGGUCGGCGGUUCGAAUCCCCACGACGGGGAGAGCUCCCAUUGCUCGGUCCCAGCUCCUGCCAACCUAGCAGUUCGAAAGCACGUCAAAGUGCAAGUAGAUAAAUAGGUACCACUCUGGCGGGAAGGUAAACGGCGUUUCCGUGCGCUGCUCUGGUUCGCCAGAAGCGGCUUAGUCAUGCUGGCCACAUGACCCGGAAGCUGAACGCCGGCUCCCUCGGCCAAUAAAGCGAGAUGAGAGCCGCAACCCCAGAGUCGUACGCGAUUGGACCUAAUGGUCAGGGGUCCCUUUAUAGUAAAUAUUGUGAAGACUUGGCUCUACUGUUUGGCUUCUGUACUAAAUAGCUGCUACAGCGGCAGAACUAUGUGUUAGGGUGUGCUGCUUGGUGUUCGGGUGAUAACAGUGGCAAGGAGAGCUUUUUAUGAGCUUCAGUUGGUGAACUCAUGCCCUUCCUCUCAGAUAAGGAUCUGGCCACCACUAUCCAAGCACUGUUAACUUCCUGUCUAAAUUACUGCAACUAUAUGCAUCACAUUGGAGAUACUCUUGGAAAUGGAUUGAAAGCUCAAUCUAAUGCAGACUUAUGUGGCUCAUCUUAUUGAUAAGACCAGGCUAUAUAGAGAGCUCUAACUUGGUUGCAUUUGCUUCCUAUUUGCUUCUAGACCCAAUUCAAGGUGUCGGUGAUCUUUUCUAAAGUCCUGAAUAACCUGACUUCAGCAUACCUUGAGAAUGGAGAAAGAGGCAUGCUUUGCCCUUUGCCCCCAAAAGAUGUAUGAAGAAGGGGAAAGUCCUUUCCCAUCCAUGCUCCACACAGUGGAAUUAAUUGCCAAGGAAGCCCACCUAGCCAUGCCUUUAAUUUGUCUUCUACCAGCUUUUAACAACUUUCUUUCAAAACAUUUUUGCUGACGUUGGGUAGAUUUGUAUAGUCCAGCUGUUCUGUUUUGUUGCUCGUAUUGCUGCUGUUGGGUGUGCUGCUGCCUUUACUAUUUUCCUUCCCCCUUGUCUAUUACCCCAGCCAGAUGCAAGGAGUAUUAUUAUUAUUAUUAUUAUUAUUAUUUAUUAUUAUUAUUCAGACACAUACAUUUUUAUUUCUGUUUUGAUCAGUGGAAUGCUUUAAAUGAGGUUUUAGGCUGUUUAAAUUUCUGCUUAAGUAUCAUUCAUGACUUAUUGUAUCAGUGUUGUUAUAAGUUGCCUCAGCUGCUUGGGCAGCUCAUAGAUGCUAGUUAUAAAAAGUUGUGAGUGAACUUGGAGGGUUGGAUCCAGACUUGCCAGGAACAGAACUCUGCUAACUUGACCCUUCUUUUGGUAGAAAGUGGGAGGCUCUUUUCCAUGGUUUGCCCUGCAGCCUCCCAUAGCCCCCUGAAAACCUAUUUCGGAGGAUUGUGGGACCCUCUGGAACACCAUGGGAGAUAGCACUGUGGACUAGAGGAGGAAGGGAAAUUUAGCAAAGAUGUCCUUCUCUUGUUUCCCCAUCGGGCCACUGGUUCAAAAUCCCUUCCAUGAAUGAAAGGGCAAGUCUACAUCCAACCUCAUGAGAUCUGAGUGAUUUCAAGAUAUUCUGUAAAGUUUAUCUUUUUAGUUCUUGCUAUUAUACAAAUUAUUCUGAUAGAUAGCCACAUUGCUUUAGAGUACUAAAGCAUUUUAAUAAUAUUUUGUAACUUAAUAACACUUCAGAGUUAUGUUGAUUACUAAAACAAGAUAAUAAUACUUGUUUAGUGUGGCAUCUCAAUUGUCUUUUCCGCAUCUGUUGAAGACUUGCUUCUUUUGACAAGCUAAGUAGAGAUCCCAGUUGGUAUCUGUACUGAAUUUAAAAUUAUUUUUUAUAUACAUAGUGGAUUUUAUAUAUGCAGUUGUUUCAUGUAUGUUUUAUUGCAUUGUGAAAUUGCUUUGAGGUGCUUCAUAGGGAGCGGUUCAUAAAUGAAAUAAAUAGUAAUAAGUGGGAGAAACUUCUGUGUUUAACAUAAUUGUUUUUCCAAAGUUUGUUUACAGAAAAUGUGCUGGCUCAUCCUUGCAUUGUUCUGCGUCGACAGUGCCAGGUAAGUUGUUGUGAGUUGCUCUCUCAAAUGUGUCUUGUUGGCCUCGCUUGGGCUGCAGUCCUAAGCAUAUGCUUCUGUGAGUAAGCACCAUUGAACAGAAAUGGGAUUUACUGCCAAGUAAACAUGGAUAGGCUUGUGCUUUUAGUAUCCAACUAAGUUCUACUCACAGUAGACCUAAUGAAAUUAUUGGGACUACAUUUGUCAUAUGCACUAAUUUCAAUGGAUCUAUCUGGUGUAUGACUAUCUUUGGAUACAGCCCAUUUAAUUUUAAUGUCACAGAAAAUACUGGAUUUGAUUGGCUAACUAGUGGCUCUCCAAAUGUGGACUCCAACUCCUGCCAGUGGGCAAGGAUAAUGGGAUUUACGGUCCAACAUGUUACCCUCUCCUGGAUUAGACACUCCCUUCAAGUUGCAGUUAAAAUAUGAUAUUUGGAUAGCACUUCAGCAUGGAUUGUAUUUGAGUGAUCCUGUAAGUCUUUAGGAAAACAAUGGAGAUAGUGUUGUGGAGUCAAUUACAAUAUGUUAUCAUAACAUGUUAAUUAUACCAUUUACAAAUGUUUGUAACUGUAUGCAUAUAUGUUUGUUUUUGCAGGUUAAUUACCAUGCCAGGAAUUAUCAUCUCACUCCAUUUACAAUUGUCAACAUUAUGUAUAGCAUCAAUAAGGCCCAGGUAGGUAUUUGGUGUCUACAGAUUUGUUUAAAGAGAAAUUAAAUAAAACUACCAGUUAUAUGGACGCAGGUGGUGCUGUGAGUUAAACCACAGAGCCUAGGACUUGUCGAUCGGAAGGUCGGCGGUUCGAAUCCCCGCGACGGGGUGAGCUCCCUUUGCUCGGUCCCUGCUCCUGCCAACCUAGCAGUUUGAAAGCACAUGAAAGUGCAAGUACAGUGGUGCCUCGCAAGACGAAAAGAAUCCGUUCCGCGAGUCUCUUCGUCUUGCGGGUUUUUUCGUCUUGCGAAGCAAGCCCAUUAGCGGUUUAGCGGAUUAGCGCUACAGUAUUAGCGGCUUAGCGGAUCAGCUGAUAAGCGGCUUAGCGAUCAGCUGAUAAGCGGCUUAGCGAUCAGCUGUUAAGCGGUUUAGCGGCUUGGGAAAGGGGGGGGGGGAGGAAAAAACCCCGCAGGAACUCGCAAGACAUUUUCGUCUUGCGAAGCAAGCACAUAGGAAAUUCGUUUUGCGAAGCACCUCCAAAACGGAAAACCCUUUCGUCUAGCGGGUUUUCCGUCUUGCGAGGCAUUCAUCUUGCGGGGCACCACUGUAGAUAAAUAGGUACCGCUCUGGUGGGAAGGUAAACGGCGUUUCCGUGCUCUGCUCUGGUUCGCCAGAAGCAGCUUAGUCAUGCUGGCCACAUGACCCGGAAGCUGUACACCGGCUCCCUCGGCCAAUAAAGCGAGAUGAGCGCCGCAACCCCAGAGUCGGUCACGACUGAACCUAAUGGUCAGGGGUCCCUUUACCUUUACCUUUUUACCAGUUAUAUACUACUUUAAGUCUGAUUCUUACCACUGUCCCCCAAAUGCAGUUGGCCAGUAUAAAAAUAUGGCAGAUAAUGAAUGCAGAUACGCAUAGAAGUUACUGUAUAGAAAUACUAGUUGCAGGAAAACAUCAAAUACUGGGUUAGAUUAUGUAGAUAUUUUCUUCAAGCUAUCGUUUUAAAUUUCAGGGGCCCAGAGCUCUUUGGAAAGGAAUGGGGAGCACUUUCAUUGUUCAAGGCAUAACCCUUGGAGCAGAGGGCAUCAUCAGUGAAUUCACACCCUUGCCCAGGUAAUUCUCAUUUUUCUCUUACGUUAAGUAAAAGCAGUAUUUGUCCAUCAUAUCUCUUUGGGAUAGUCUCAGAAGUUGAUUGCAUCAGUUUAAAUUAAAACUCAAUGGGCAACAUUGCAGUCAGUUCCCACCUUCAUGCUUCCAAUAAGCAUCUGUCUGGCCACUGCGAGAAUGACAUGUUGGACUAGAAGGGCCUCUGGCCUGAUCAAGCAGCUCUCUUUUUAUGAUCUUAAUGUCAUGCAAGUGGACUUCCACUCACACAGCAGCCGUUUCCUUCCUCUCUUCCCUCAGCAACCCCCUUUCUGCUCCAGGCAGUAUUUGUUCCAACCCUCUGGAAGGCACACAGUUCUGCCAACGGUAUCUGUUCUACUAAUGGACAGACACCGAUGGAUUUCAUCCACCCACCUUAGGUCUGACCAAUUGCUGCAAAGUUUGCCUUAGUAGAACUGUACAGCGGAAUAUGCUUAGUUACCUGUUUUGCGCCAAGAACGUGGCAUUGCAAUUCUGUUUAAAGUCUUAGGUUUCCAAGAACAUAUAAAAGCUGGCUUGAAUUAGUCCUGUUGUGGCAGAUCUGAAUGGCCAGAGGUGAUGAUAUCUUAUACUUGGGAAUAUCCCUGGAAUAAUAGUAGAACCUCCUUGUAGAAUUACAGAAGGCAUUGUUGAAAAUAGCGGCAUAAAGAGCAAGAAAGGAAAUGAGCAUGAUGACAUGGAUGAGAUCAACAGCCAAGAAGCUGUGGGAUACGUUUGCCAUUAGUAAAUAUGGGUCUAUAGAAGAUGGUUGCUGAAGAGCCCCAAAAUUAGACUAUGAUGUCUUCAGUAGACCCAUUAUCUGGUCCCAAUCCUGAGAGUAAGCUCCACUGAAUUUAGUGGAGCUGACUUUUGAACUGGCACGGUUAGGAUUGCACUGUAAACUGAUCUGUGUACCUCUUUAAGAAACUGGAUAUAUUUCUGGUGGGGUGUUAAUUGUAUAAACAGUAACUGAGUCUUCCUAUGAAUUACAACUCUUUUUUAACACUUGCUUUCCUCUCCUAUUGGAAGCUAAAUACACCUCAAGAGUAUCAGAUGCUCCCUAUGUUUCCAGAUUGAAGACUAUUUGACCUUGAGCAGCUGAUACCAUUUCUUAGUAGUUUUUUUUCCCUGUUGGCCAGUGUCUCUUCCAGUUAAGAUGAGCUGUUUUAGCUGUUAAGUAGAUACAAGCUGAUUACUGUGUGUGUCAUUCAAAGAGUAAGCUUGUUAUCUUGGCAGUAGCAUUUUGAAAUCCAGGAGCAAGCCCAAAGUAAAGUAACUGUAGUCUUUUAGCGAAAGUAGAGAUCCAAGUCUGCUGCCUUUUUGCUACUGAAAUAACAGAAUGGAAAUUGGCAUUACAAACUAUGUAAAGCAUUUGAGAGUGUGAGCUUUGCUGUAUUGGAGAGUCACUACUUGGAUCUGCAUGACCUCAAGGAACAUAAAGCAAUAUUUUAAAUGUAACUGGCUGGUAGUUAGUAAAGGAAGACUCAUUGACAUGCUGAUUAUUGAAAAAUGAAUGAAAAUAAGUCAAUACAAUAAAAACAUUGCAUUAAAAAAUAUUCUGAUAGCCAUAAAACACAGUCAUUGCACUGUUCUAGUUGUUAAUUUACUAGAUUGGGUUUAAAUGAAGCCUCAGUAGGAAACUAUAAAACUUUUCAAAAAGGUAUAAAUGCCUGUUACCACCGAUAGGUAAUGAAAUAUCCUUCCAGAGGUUUGCUCAAACCAUUUUCUUUCCUUACCUUGUGCCCCAGUCAGUUGCCCAGCUAGUUAUAAGGAUCUACACAUUUUGUCUUUAGAUCGCACCUGGUGCUAAAUCUAUGAAAUCUGUAUUAAUAGUUUUGGUGUCAUUCAAAACAACUGUUAAAAAUUACUUAUGGAACAAAACCACUAUAUUACAAAAGUUUAAAUUUAAUAAAGUUCUUAGGUUCUGUAGCCUGUCGUGAUUCAACUUGAAAAAGGCACAGAAACAGGUUCUUCUGUUCCCUUCUUUUUUUAUUAAAGAUUUUCUUCUUUUGCCGGGACAUGUUCUGUACAUGCAGUGGCUUUCCUAUAUGCAGUGUAAUCUCUGAUGUAGAAAUGCAUAGCAUAGCACUGUUCAGGCAGAGCUUUGUAGGCACAGGUGUCUCUGAAAGCCUGUAGAUUAUGAGCACUAUCCAACCCUGCAGAAACAACUUUGCCUUCACCCCUGCACCCUCUGGAACAGAUUUUUGCCAUUGCACAGGGAGGGCUGCCGGCAGGAGAAGAGAAGAAUAUCCGUCACGUGAGCAGAAGUCUGUUCCGCAAGCAGACUGUUGCUUUUGUGUGUUGCCUGUUGUGCAAGUCACUUCACCAUAAGAUAUAAAGGAGUGACCGGUAUCUAUGCCUUGAAUUUUGGUUAGUAACCCUUUAUUGCCAAUUACUACUUUCUUUUUUGUAGAGAACUUUCAUAUAAGUGGAGUCCCAAGCAGAUAGGAGGACAUCUUAUGCUGAAAGGGUACGUACCUGUGUUAAAUUUACUCCCAAUUUUUUUUUAGUACAGAAGGAUGUUGUUAUACUACUUGAAAAAAGAACCAAGAGCAACUUAAUAGUGCAAAUAUGCAAAAAAAAAAAAAUUAAUCAGCAAUAUGGCAAUAACUUUUUUUUUAGCAAUCCGAAGUGUGUCAACUGCAAACUGAAAUAUAUUUUUUAAAAAAUAAAAAAUUGUCCAGUAGCACCUUCGAGACCAACUAAGUUUGUUCUUGGUAUAAGCUUUCGUGUGCAUGCACACUUCUUCAGAUACACUGAAACAGAAGUCACCAGACCCUUAUAUAUAGUGGUGGGGUGGGGUUUUUCUCAGGAGGGUAGUAGGAGAUGGGUGAUUGACUCAGUGGGUAUGGUAAACCUGUUGACGACUGUUAAUGACUGCAAUUAGUCCUACAGGAAAAAGGAAGGGAUAGUAUGCAGAUGAUUAGCAUACCUGAAUCUACAACUUCAAAUUGAGUUAAAUUUUAGGACUCUCAAAUCGCCUAAUCUUUAUAUAUGUAAGUCUUAUCAUGUGUCUCCAUCUUGCUCUGAGGAGUACAUCUAAGGAGAUUGCUGCAUUAAUGUCUAGAAAUGAGGCCUUUGGAAUUGAACUGUCAUUUCUGUAAGACUCCCCCUAAUGAAUUUGCACAGAAAUAUCAUACCAAUGGUUUUGUAGAAUAUGAUCUACAGUCAUGCCUCUUGUUGCGUUUGUUUCAGGUUAAAUCUUUUCAGGUUGCAUCCCGCGACGACCCAGAAGUAACGGAACGGGUUACUUUCGGGUUUCGCUGCUUGCGCAUGCACAGACGCUCAAAAUGACAUCACACGCAUGCACAGAAGCAGUGAAUCGUGACCCGCGCAGACGCGGGUUGCGUUCUGCUCAGGUUGCGAACGGGGCUCCAGAAUGGAUCCCGUUCGCAACCAGAGGUACCACUGUAUUUCACUUGAUAUGCAUAUUGAGAAGUAAUGCCAUAAGAAUCCGUAUCUACUAAAUUAAUCUUACCAUUAGGAGGAUUUUAACAGCACCUUCCCCCACCUAAGCCAAAUAAUUUAAAUCUUAGAAACAGGGCUAAACUGAUUUAAAUUAAAGGCUCAGUUUAGAUCAUGGGUAGGCCAACCAAGGCCCGGGGGCUGGAUCUUGCCCAAUCACCUUCUAAAUCCAGCCCACGGAUGGUCCGGGAAUAAGCGUGUUUUUACAUGAGUAGAAUGUGUCCUUUUAUUUAAAAUGCAUCUCUGGGUUAUUUGUGGGGCCUUUCUGGUGUUUUUACAUGAGUAGAAUGUGUGCUUUUAUUUAAAAUGCAUCUCUGGGUUAUUUGUGGGGCAUAGGAAUUUGUUCUCUUUUUUCCAAAAUAUAGUCCAGCCCCCCACAAGGUCUGAGGGGAUAAUGGACCAGCCCCCUGCUGAAAAAAAUUGCUGACCCCUGGUUUAGAUGGACUGUUGACUGUAGCAAAAAAACCAUGUCAUUAUCAAAAUGAUAAGUGUCUGUGCUUUCCUCUAGGCUGACUUGCUUGAUAGCAAUGCCUUUUUAUUCUGCAAGUCUGAUUGAAACAGUACAGGUAAGUUAAAUGCUUUUUGUCUGCUGUCAGGUAACAGUAUUUGGGGAAUCAGAGGUCAAAGUAUCCUAGCAUCAGCUGGCCUGAGCUUUGGUAUUCUGUCUUUAUUUGCAUUGCCCCUAGAAGAAGAGAUAUUCUGCUUUAUUAAAAGUAUUUGAUACAAGCAAUAUCAUGUUUUGUAUUACUAGUUAUUUUUAAAUUCACAGCAAAUAAUUCCUACCUCUCAGGAGCUGAUUUCAGCUAAUUUCUUUAAAUGGGUUUAUUUGGAUCUGGAAAAUCCAACACAAAGGUUUUUAGCAGGUGCCAAAAGCUGUAUCAAUGGGCAGGGAAUGACAUCUGAACUGUAUGGUGAGGGAAACUCUCUUAAUGUAUUGAACUACCUGUCAAAUUUGAUUGGGCUUGCACAUUUCAUCGCUCAGCAAGUUUAUUUUCUAGUUUACUGCUUUUCAGUUUGUGCCAUUCCAAGCCACUUGGUGGCGCACCAGUUACUUCGAAGUUUUUUGGCUUGGGGGUUUGAAGAAUAUAGGAUGAAAUUGAGCAGCUGAUUUGAUUCAUUUCUGUGUUCAAUCAACCACAGUAGUGCAGCUCUCUGUGUGUGUCCUCAUGCUAUCAAAACAUCCUUUGAGGUUUUCACCUGCAUAUUUUGAAAAAUCACCUUCCCUGUUACUACAACGUGAAAUUAAAAACCUGCACAUGCUUAUUUCUUUCUGCUUGGUGUUCUCUUAAACGAGGAAUGAAAUGGCUCUUGGUAUCAUGAGAAAUGCUUGUGAUCAGGAUCGGAGCUCAGGACACCAAGAACUGUGCAACUUGUUCUACAUGCUCUAUCUUUUCUGCAGCCCCCUGUGCCACAUGGAAAACUCCUAUUGGUUUUAAAAAAUAGCCCUUCGUGUGGUGUGGUGUUGUUUGAUAAAUGCCCAUAGCAUCUUUAGAUGCACAGGACUAGUUGUCAGGUUCUUGGGAUCCAUGGAUUUUUAAAAUUAUUAAUACUGGUGAAUUUCUGUUUGUGUUUUAUACAGCCUAGUAGAGUUCAAGGAAGCUAGUGGGUGGAAACAGCCCUCCCCUCCCUCCCUUCCUUUUCCAAAAUGGGUGUGAUAUCUUUUAGAGGCGUAAUGUCAGCUUGGUGGGAAUAGCUUCAAACCACUACUUUCCUUUGCCAUUUAACAAGGAUAUAAUUGGAAACACCUACUGACGUAUUGGCAAAUCCCCAAAGGUUUCCAAGGAAACGUUUGUUCAUACUGUUUCCAAUGACCUAAAUUGUUUGAGAUCUAAUUUGCUCUGUUCAAUACACAUAUGGAGAGGUUAGCGUGUAUCUGUAUAUUUACAUGUGAGUGAGAUAAGGGAAUGUGGUUAUGCACUGCCUCAGCUUCAGGAUCUGUCCUUCCAGUGAGCACUCAGGGCUGACUUCCUUAAGAAUGGAGAGGUUUGAUCUUCUUGCAGUCCAUGGGACUCUCAAGAGUCUCCUCCAGCACCAUAAUUCAAAAGCAUCAAUUCUUCGGCGAUCAGCCUUCUUUAUGGUCCAGCUCUCACUUCCAUACAUCACUACUGGGAAAACCAUAGUUUUAACUAUAUGGACCUUUGUUGGCAAGGUGAUGUCUCUGCUUUUUAAGAUGCUGUCUAGACUUGUUAAAGGUGAAGGGACCCCUGACCAUUAGGUCCAGUCGUGACCGACUCGGGUUGUAGCGCUCAUCUCGCUUUAUUGCCCGAGGGAGCCGGCUUAUAGCUUCUGGGUCAUGGGGCCAGCAUGACUAAGCCGCUUCUGGCGAACCAGAGCAGCGCACGGAAACGCCGUUUCCGCGACGGCGUGAGCUCCCGUUGCUCGGUCCCUGCUCCUGCCAACCUAGCAGUUCGAAAGCACGUUCCCCAGCGGGAAAGUAAACGGUGUCUAGACUUGUUAGGUCGGUCCAAAUCUUAACCACCACAUCUAGGGUGCGUGCUGGUGGAAGGUAAGUGUUAAUACAGAAAAAUGGGCCUCCUGCCACUGCACUAAACUGUAGUGGCAAGAAAUAUUCAUAAAGGAGAUCUGACUCCACAACACUAAUUUCCCCAGCCAGAUCCAGUGAGGUAAAGGUGGUCAGUCCCCCACUUCCUUGUCCUUUUUGAUGCCUCUUGCUGCAGGGAGACUAUGCUGAGAGUAUCCCUGUAAAUGCGGGAUAUGAUCCUGUUGCUGAUGCUGGUUAUGCAUAAUUUGUUUAUAAGUAAAAAAAAUUAAAAAAUGGCAACAGUCACAGCUUUUGGAUGUUUAUUCAUUGGAAAUACUGUGGUGCUUUUUCUUUUUACAGAGCGAAAUCAUUCGGGAUAAUCCUGGGAUUUUGGAUUGUCUGAAAGAGGGCAUAGGCAGAGCAAUGGGCUUUGGAGUGCCCCAUAGCAAGCGGCUCCUCCCUCUCCUGGCCCUGGCCUUUCCGACUGUUCUACACGGAGUUCUUCAUUAUGUGAUCAGUUCCAUUGUUCAAAAGUUAGUCCUGCUCCUCCUCAAGAAAGAGAAUUCCCCCAGCCUUCCAGCUGAGAACUCGAGUUCUGUGCAAAGCAUGCUGGAUGCUUAUUUCCCGGAACUUAUUGCCAGCUUUGCUGCCAGCCUUUGCGCUGAUGUGAUGCUCUACCCUCUGGAGACAGUUUUGCACCGUCUUCAUAUCCAAGGGACUCGCACCAUCAUUGACAAUACGGACCUGGGAUACGAAGUCCUCCCCAUCAAUACCCAGUACGAAGGAAUGAGAGACUGUAUCAAUACCAUAAAGCGCGAAGAAGGAAUAUUGGGGUUUUACAAAGGGUUUGGGGCUGUAGUUGUACAGUACACCUUACACGUUGCUGUUCUGCAGUUCACUAAAAUUCUUUACUCGACGCUGCUCCAGAAUGUUUCUUAGAAGGUGAUGGGUGUGGCCACUCAAAAGUCCACGUAUUCAGGCAGUAGGUCAGCAAGUGAAAGCUGCGAGUUUAGAAUCUACAGUAAUGGUUUUCUCCUUGCCAGCCACCUAGAAUGUUCCUGUGUAAAUAGAUGUGCGUUGUCCCAGGCCCUUUAUGAAAUACUUAAUCAGAGAGAGAGAGGGAAAUGAAGCAUGGAAGUCUAUACAGGCCAGGGCUUUUCAAUAUUGAAAUGUAAAUAAACUAUUGCAACAUCUUUUGUAAAUCUGUAUCUGCUGUGUAGAGUGUGAUUUUCCGAUUGCUGAUAAAUCCUGCACAAACUCAAUUUGAAAUGAAAGAUAGCUGUGAUCUUGUUCUUAAAGUCUUGUCACUUCUCAAAGGGACUUGCACUGAGGACUGUGUGCCUUUGCUUCUGUCCGUAGAAUUAUUUUGACUACAUUUGAAUGCUCUCAAAAACCAAUGAACUUUGACAACUCUGUUGAAGGGUUUUGCCAUAUAACUGCUGUAACAAGGAUUAAAAUUGCUAUGGUUACGAAUGUGAAUGUAGAAGUGGUUGCUAUUCCAUUUUUUCUACAUCGUAUUCUUGUUGAUUUACAAAUGUGACAAUGAGGCUAAUGGUAAUGAAAAGUGUGAAGAAUCUAAAAUAUUAUAAGCAGUUUAUAAAUACAUUGCCUGACCACUACUAGGCAAACACCAUAAGAACACUUGAAAACAAAUUCCAUGGAAGUCUGAUGGAUUUUAUUUUAAAUAAAUGUGUUCUAAAUAAGAUAUGUCUUAUCCCAAGAUAUGUUUUAUUAUUAUUUUCUAUGUUAGCACAAUCAUGGCCCUAAUUAGAUCAUGUUUUCAAAUACCAGUCAAAAGUAAUUUAUUUUAUUUUAUUGCUAUGGCUCGUAAUAAUAAAUAAAGAUUAUUCUGAUUCUAGUAUAAUAAAAAAGCUUGCCUUUUAACAUUGCUCAUCCCCUGCUCCCCAAAGAGUGAAGUUCUUUUUA
This is a messenger RNA of Podarcis lilfordi (Lilford's wall lizard), 15375 nucleotides long. The record is from the annotation of a GenBank genome assembly. NCBI's taxonomy places the organism in Eukaryota, Metazoa, Chordata, Lepidosauria, Squamata, Lacertidae.